AUGCCCUCCCGAGAAAGUGGUCCUUCUGGCCCAGUGCCUAACCCCGGGGGUCAAAGUGAUGAUGCCACUACGGCAUUCUCCCCCAUCGCGAUAUGUGGUAUGGCCCUUCGUCUUCCUGGUGGAUUGGGGAGCCCGCAAGACCUCUGGGACUUCUUGAUAGCCAAGGGCGAUGCGCGGUCCCGGGUCCCCGAGUCUCGGUACAAUGUAUCGGCCUUCCACUCCCCAUCCAAGCGGCCAGGCACGGUGGUGACCGAGUACGGCUAUUUCCUCGACGAGAGCAUUAAGCUCGGUGCGCUGGAUGCGUCCCGCUUCUCGCUCAGUCGGGCCGAGCUGGAGGCCGCCGAUCCCCAGCAGCGCCAGAUGCUGGAGGUGGUGAGAGAGUGCUUCGACGAUGCGGGGGAAGUCAACUUCCGUGCCCGGCCCAUUGGUUGCUACAUGGGCUGUUACGGGGAGGACUGGCUGGAGUUGCAAAACAAAGACCCCCAGCAGAAUGGUAUGAACCGGGUCGAUGGAUAUAGUGACUUCAUGCUGUCAAAUCGGGUUUCGUAUGAAAUGGACUUGCGCGGGCCCAGUAUGACCAUCCGCACUGCGUGCUCGUCUGCGCUAGUCGGGCUGAAUGAAGCCUGUCUGGCCCUCCAACGAGGCGACUGCGACGCCGCUAUCGUCGGGGGGUCGAGCUUGAUCUUUGCGCCAGCCACAACGGCGUUCAUGACCGAGAAGGGGGUACUGUCGCCCGACGGGUCUUGCAAGACCUUCUCGGCCGAUGCGAACGGCUACGCAAGAGGCGAAGCCAUCACCGCUGUGUUCGUCAAGCCUCUGGCCGCAGCCCUUCGCGACGGGAAUCCCAUCCGGGCGGUGAUCCGGUCCGUCAUGUCCAACAGCGACGGGAAAACAUCCGGCAUCUCCCACCCCAGCACUGACAGCCAGGAGGCUCUGAUCCGGAAAGCGUACCAGGCUGCUGGCAUCACGAACAUGGCCGAGACAGCCUUCGUUGAGUGCCACGGCACGGGCACCCCGACAGGCGACCCGGUCGAAGUGCAGGCUGUUGCGCGGGUCUUUGGGGAAGCCGGCGUGUACAUCGGAUCGGUCAAGCCGAACUUGGGCCAUUCUGAGGGUGCAUCCGGGCUGACAUCCCUGAUCAAGGGCGUCCUCGCCCUGGAGCAUCGCAUCAUCCCCCCCAACAUCAAAUUCACCGCUCCCAACCCGAAGAUUCCAUUCGAGGCCUGCAAACUGACGGUGCCUCUCGAGCCAAUCCCGUGGCCCGAAUCGCGAUGGGAGCGGGUCAGCAUCAACUCGUUUGGCGUUGGAGGAUCCAACGCGCAUCUCAUCCUCGACUCGGCCCGCAGCUUCCAGAUCCCCAGCCCGACCCCGGACAAUUUCCUCGCCGGCCCCCAGCUGCUGCUUCUCUCCGCCAGCGCGGCCGGAUCGCUGCAGCGGAUGACCGCGACCUUCGAGGACUGGGUCCCGCAACACCAGGACCAGCUGCGCGAUCUGGCCUACACCCUGGCCACCCGUCGAGAGCAUCUCCCGCAUCGAACCUUCCUAAUCGCUGGUCCAGACCGAAUCGGCACCCCAUCGCCCGGCCGAAAGGUGCCCAGCUCCGCGCCCAGCCUCGUCAUGGUCUUCACCGGGCAAGGCGCCCAAUGGGCGCGCAUGGGACGGGACCUCCUCCUACGUUCCGACUUCUCGUUUCAAAACACCAUCCGGGUGCUGGACAAAUACCUGAAAUCGGCCCCGAAUGGUCCCGAGUGGCGAUUGGAGGAAGAGCUCCUCAAGCCAGCCCUGACGUCCCGGGUCCAGACAGCCGAGCUCUCGCAGCCCCUGUGCACAGCCGUCCAAAUCGGCUUGGUGGAUCUCUUCGCCGCAGUCGGAGUCACCCCUGCGGCGGUGGUCGGCCACAGUAGCGGGGAGAUUGGGGCUGCCUACGCGGCGGGUGCCUUGACCGCGCGGGAGGCCAUCAUCGCGGCCUGGCAGCGAGGGCUGGCCGCCGCGGGGCAAACCCGCCCUGGCGCCAUGGCGGCCAUCGGGCUGGGGUGGGAGGAGGUCCAGAGCUUCCUCUCGCCUCCCACCGUGGUGGUCGCCUGCGAAAAUUCCCUCAAGAGCGUCACUCUCUCCGGAGACGCCGAGGAGGUGCAAGCCGUGGUUGCGCGGAUCAAAAAGGAGCAUCCCACGGUGACGGCUCGGCUGCUCAAAGUCGACAAGGCCUAUCAUUCCUACCACAUGCGCGAGGUCGGACACAACUACUCAGCUACCAUCGGCCGCGACCUGGUUGGAAAGCGACCCGGGAAGCCGUUCUUUUCCAGCGUCACUGGCAAGCAGGAACAGGAUCUGUGUCUGGACGCGGCCUACUGGCAACGCAACCUGGAAUCCCCCGUGCUUUUCCGGGCCGCCGUCUCUGAGCUUCUGGACCAUGUCGAUAAUGUCGCCUUUCUGGAGAUCGGACCACACGCCGCGCUCGCAGGGCCCGUGAGACAGAUACUGAGCACUCGGGCGUCUGCGAACCCGGGCCCCUACAUCGCGGCGAUGAGCCGCGGAGAGAAUUGCGUGGAGUCGUUCCUGACAGCGCUGGGAAAGCUGUUCCAGCUGAAUGUCCCGGUCAAUCUGAAUGCUCUCUACCCCUCCGGAUCCAGUCUGCCCGGGUUGCCUCGGUACCCCUGGGACCAUGGGGUCGACUACUGGCGCGAAUCCCGCAUCUCCCGCGACUGGAGAUUCCGCCAGUUCCCCAGCCAUCCACUUCUCGGCGAUCGUCAGCUGCUCGGCACCGACCUGGAACCGAGCUGGCGAAACAUGAUGCGGGUUGAGGACUCUGACUGGCUGCGGGAUCACAAGGUGGAGGUGGAUAUCAUUCUCCCAUGUGCGGGCUAUCUGUCAAUGGUCGGAGAGGCGAUCCGACAGAUCACUGGAUCACAAGAGAGCUACACCUUGCGAGGCGUGGUGAUUAGCUCGGCCCUGGUGCUGCGCGAGGGAACGCCCACCGAGGUGGUGACGACCUUCCACCCUCAUCGGCUGACCGAUUCGCUGGAUAGCCAAUGGUGGGAAUUUACUAUCGCCUCGUACAACGGCCAGACGUGGACCAGGCACUGCACUGGCCAGGCCUCGGGGACGGCGGCGGAGGAGAGGCAUACGCGGACGGCAGCCCUGAGGAGUUCCCUGCCGCGGAAGUUGCAAGCCAAGAAGUACUACGACCUCCUGGACCGCGCGGGCUUGAACUUCGGGCCGAUGUUCAAGCGCCUGACCGAUAUUGAAACGGGCACGGGGGAGACGUUGGCGAGAGCAAAGGUGACCACCGACCAAGCGGGAGACGAAAAGUACUAUCACCUCCAUCCCAGUCUCAUCGACGCCUGCAUUCAGGCGGCUCCUCUUGCUGGCCUCCUGGGCACAGUGGAUGCCAAGGCAUACCGACGAGUGCCCACCAAGAUCGACCGGGUGAUCGUCCGGCAAAGCCCCACCAGGGUCGAUGACUUGCAGGUGUCGGCCUCGGCCACGUAUGUCAAAGGCACCGGGGAAGUGAUCGGGCAGGUCCAGCAAUGCAUCGCAGAUGGUGUCAUUGUCAUGCACAUGGAAGGCUUGAAGCUUUCGCCUCUCGAAGAGGCCGGCGAGGCAGGAAAAGCCGACAGUCUUGAAACCACCGCCCGCCUGACAUGGGGACCGCAUAUUGACUUCUUGGACGCCACUACGCUGAUCAAGCCGUCGUUUCCUCGGCAUCUGUACACACCGGCUUUGGACGAGCUGGCUCGGCUAGGUAUGAUCUACGGCAGUCGGCGCAUCGAAGAUGCUCGCACGCGGGUGGCGCAUAUGCCCCUGUAUCGCGACUGGAUCAAUCGCCAGGUGGAAGCAAUGCGGCUGGACGAAAGAUGGUCCACUUUCCUCACCCUCGAGGAUGAUGCACUUGUGGAGAGGAUCGAACGACUGGUGCAACAUCUGUCCGAGACGCCCGUCGUGGACUGCGCCAUUGGGCUCCAGAAAGUGGCCACCAACAUCGCGGCGCUCUUCGCCGGGGAAACAGAAGCCCUCGAUAUCCUUCUCGCGGAUGACACCCUAUAUAAGCUCUAUGUUGUCACCGACGCGUGUGAUAGGUCCCAGUUUAUCCAACACCUGGCCCAUACCAAGCCCAACCUGCGGAUCCUGGAGAUUGGAGCCGGCACGGGCGCGACGACAGCGAGCAUCCUGAAGCUGCUACGCCUGCCCGGCUCGACUGGCUCCGGUGGCACACCCUCCCUUUUCUCCAAGUACACCUACACAGAUAUUUCCUCGGGCUUCUUUGUGACCGCCAAGGAGCGGUUCAGUGGCGAGAGCAACAUCGAGUAUCGCAUCCUGGACAUCAGCAAAGACCCGUCCGACCAGGGAUUCGAUGGGGAGAAGUACGAUCUGAUUCUUGCGACCAAUGUUCUGCAUGCGACCAACUACCUCGGGGAAACCCUCCGGAAUGUCCACAAGCUUCUCGACCCGAACGGGCGACUGCUCCUUCACGAGCUGAACUCCCCCUCCAAGUGGCAUAACUUCAUCUUUGGCACGCUAGCGGGCUGGUGGUACGGCGGGCCAGAUGGAAGACCGGACGAGCCGUGUGUGUCCCCGGCCCGCUGGGAGUUGGAGCUGAAAGGCGCCGGCUUCGCCGGCUUGGAUGCCGUGGUACUUGACGGCGAGCAGCCGCAUCAGCUGAACGCCAUCAUGGUGGCCAAGCCGCGGGUCGAUGAUGGGACUAACCAGAAAAAGCCCGUCAGUCUGCUUUGUGACCCCCGUGACGACAGCUAUGCGGAAUCCUUGUCGCGGCAGCUUAACAGCCGAGGCUACGAGGUGCAGACAUUUCGGCUGGGAGACGAACUGCCUCAGUCCCAGGAUAUCAUCUCCCUCCUCGACUGCACUCGCCCGUUCUUUGAAGACAUUGAUGCGGCUCGUUUCCGGGCCUUCCAGCACCUCCUGAAUACCGUCGGGGAGAAGGGUCUGCUGUGGAUCACCCAUCUGUCCCAAGUCCAAUGCCCCGACCCCCGGUUUGCCCAGGUCAUCGGCGCAGCACGCUCCAUGCGCUCGGAGAUGCUGGUGGACUUUGCGACGUGUGAAGUGGAUGACAUUCGUUCGUCGCUGGACAAAAUCAUCGACGUCUAUGCCAAAUUUCAUACCCGAGCGAGGGACGAAUCGUUGAAUCCGGAUUAUGAGUAUGCCAUUGUGGGCGGGACCGUCUUUGUGGGACGGAUUUACCCCUUUUCGCUCAAGGAGGACCUCGUCAUAGCAACCAAGCCAGACGACUGGGUGGCCCUCGACAUGGAGAAGCCCAGCCGCCUAAGUUCCCUGCACUGGAGGGCUUCAAAAGGAAGACCCCUGACUGGGGACGAAGUCGAGGUGGAGAUCUACGCCGCCGGCCUGAACUUCAAGGAUGUGUUGGGCGCGUUGGCUGUGGUUCCGUUCCCUGACAAUGGCCUGGGCGUCGAAGCCAGCGGAGUCGUUCGCCAUGUGGGCCCCGACGUCAAGCGGCUGUGUCCCGGAGACCGGGUCAUGCUGCGGGAAGAUGGGGCUUUCGCGACCCAUGCCAUUGCCUCCGAGAAGCUCUGUGCGAAGAUUCCCUCGGAUCUCUCCUUCGAAGACGCAGCAACCAUGCCGGUCGUGUUUGCUACCGCCAUCUACUCGAUGUUCGAUCUCGGUGGAUUGCAGGAAGGACAGUCGAUCCUAAUCCACAGUGCAUGCGGUGGUGUAGGAAUCGCCGCCAUCCAGCUGGCCCGGAUGACAGGGGCCACCAUCUAUGCCACGGUAGGCAGUGAGGAGAAGGUACGAUACCUGAUGGAAACAUUUGGCUUGCCGAAAAAUCGCAUCUUCAACUCCCACGACUCGAGCUUUGUGGAAGGACUGUUGCACGCGACCUGGCGAUGCCUCGCCGAGUUCGGGAAGAUGGUGGACAUUGGCAAGCGCGACAUGCUGGGGGCCGCUCGGCUCGACAUGGGCCACUUUCUGGGCGGCCGUACGUAUUCCUGCUUUUACCUGGACCUGCUGCGGGACAAGCGGCCAUCGGAGUGCAAGCGACUCCUCGAAUUGAUCAUCACGUACUUCCGGGCCGGUCAUAUUACACCAAUAAGGCCCAUCACGAUGUUCGAUGCCACGGCUAUGGAGGAUGCGUUCCGACACAUGCAACAAGGCACCCAUCUCGGAAAACUGGUCAUCCUCCUGCGAAACGCUGAUGGCAGCCCCAAGAUCGACCCGACAUUAGUGAGAACUGCCCCGAGCCUCGACUUGGACAGCAACGCAUCCUACCUCCUAAUCGGCGGUCUCGGUGGUCUUGGACGCGCCGUAUCGCGGCGUCUCGUGGAGCACAAGGCCCGCCGUCUGGUCUUCCUUUCCCGGAGCGCGGGCCGGGGUCCGGACGACAACGACUUCGUCCAGGAGCUCGAGAGCAUGGGAUGCGGCGUUCGACUCGUCCAAGGCAGCGUCACCAGCGAAGCUGAUGUAACACGAGCCAUCCAGCAAGCCCCCAACCUGAAAGGCAUCCUCCAACUGUCCAUGGUCCUCCGAGACCAAGCGUUCCCCCACAUGACCCUGGCCGAAUGGGACACCGCGGUUGGGCCCAAAAUCCAAGGAACAUGGCAUCUCCACAAUGCCACCCAGGCCGCCGGGAUCACCCUCGACUUCUUCGUACUCUUCUCGUCCACGUCCGGCGUGCUGGGCCAACCUGGCCAGGCCAACUACGCUGGAGCAAACACCUUCCUGGAUGCCUUCGUCCAGUACCGGACCAGCCUGGGGUUGGCCGCCUCCGCGGUCGAUAUCGGUGCGGUCCAGGACAUUGGCUACGUGUCCCAGGACGACGGCUUGCUCCAGCGCCUGAAGCAGACGGGGGCGCACCACCUCACCGAAUCCGAGCUUCUCGAUGCCGUAUUGGCUACGAUCUCUUUCUCCGUGAAUCCCAAUGAGGCCCAUAAUGUCAACGACAGCCUGGGAUUCGUAGAUAAGAAUAACUUCAUCCUUGGCCUUGGCACAUCCGUCCCCCUCAGUAGUCCCGAGAGCCGCGUAUUCUGGAGAAAGGAUCGGCGUAUGGCGCUAUACCAUAAUUCCGUCGCGAAGGCCGCCGUACACGAUGUCAGUUCCGACCGCGACACUCUGCAGGCCUUCCUUGCCCGGGCGAAAACUGACCCGUAUAUAUUGAAGGCCGGGGAAAGCGCUAGUCUGCUAGCAAGGGAAAUCGGGAAUAAGCUAUUCAACUUCUUGCUCAAGACGGGUGAGGACUUGAAUACUUCGCUGCCGCUGUCGCAGCUGGGCAUGGACUCCUUGGUGGGUGUGGAGAUGCGCAGCUGGUGGAGACAGGCGUUCGGAUUUGAUAUUACUGUAUUAGAGAUGAUGGGGAUGGGGAAUCUGGAGGGAUUGGGGAAACAUGCGGCGGAGGGGCUCGCAAAGUUGUUGGGGAUCGGGUGA
Aspergillus welwitschiae is the source of this 7392-nucleotide messenger RNA. RefSeq names its product type I polyketide synthase. Bases 1 to 7392 code for a protein of 2463 amino acids. The transcript has 6 exons. Lineage: Eukaryota; Fungi; Ascomycota; Eurotiomycetes; Eurotiales; Aspergillaceae. Gene Ontology annotation, biological process: fatty acid biosynthetic process; secondary metabolite biosynthetic process. Gene Ontology annotation, molecular function: fatty acid synthase activity; phosphopantetheine binding; oxidoreductase activity. The record is from RefSeq and is a predicted model, not a curated record.